Molecule: messenger RNA, 931 nt
Organism: Rubroshorea leprosula
Lineage: Eukaryota; Viridiplantae; Streptophyta; Magnoliopsida; Malvales; Dipterocarpaceae
Source: the annotation of a GenBank genome assembly
GAAGAGAUUGAAGACGGAGAUGGAGACGGUUCGGCAUGGCAAAGGUGAAGACCAGUGCUAUGACCAAGAUCAAGAAGAAGUGGAAGGAAGCCAUUACGCGAAGAGGGAGGAGAAGGCCGAGGCCGAGGCAGAGGUGAAGGCAAAGCUUAAUGGCCGAAGCAAGGGCGUAGGUGGAGGUGCAGGUGAGGCGGAGCAAAACAUUCUUGAAGUCCUCGAUUUUUGGCCUGAAACCAAGAUGAAGUCCAGGGCUUCAUCUUCAACAUCUACCUCUUCACUUCGAGCUUCUGUGGAUCGAUCUAGUGCUAGACAAGUUUGUGAUCAUGGAUUAGCAGCAUGGCUUCACGUUAGCACGAGUGAGUUAAACCCAGGAAGAAGGUACUACAAAUGCCCAUUUUGGCUGCCAAGUGGUGGUGGAGCAAGAGCCUGCAUUUUUUUUGAAUGGGUUGAUGCUGAAUUAUCGAGUUGGUACAAAGAUGUAUUUAAUAGGCUUGAAAAUGAAAACUUGGCUUUGGAGAAUGAGAACAAGAUGUUGAGAGCAGAAUUGGUUAGUGAAGAGAGUAGUGGAGGUGUUGAAAUGGAAGCAAUGGUGUCUAAAAGAGAAAAGGACGAAAGGUGUAUCUGUGGAAUGGACAACAAAGAAGGAAUGCCAGAAAAAAUAGAAGAGAAUGGAAGGAUAGAUUCAUUUAGUUUGAAUUUUUAUAGGACUGCUUUUUUUUGUUGUGUUGUUUUCAUUGCUUGUCUGGUUUUGUUGAAGUGAGGUGUGAUAACAGCCAAUUUAUGUUGUCUGUUUUGCUCAGUAAGAUGCCCAAAUGGCCAUUUUGUGUAGUGCAAUAGGAAGUGGUCAUUUUGCUUCUGUUUUGUCAAUGUAAGAUGACCAAAUGGCCAUCCCACCUUAAAUCACACUUUCUAGAAAUAGACAUCUGAUUUCCUU